Fusarium keratoplasticum is the source of this 1560-nucleotide messenger RNA. RefSeq lists its product as uncharacterized. Lineage: Eukaryota; Fungi; Ascomycota; Sordariomycetes; Hypocreales; Nectriaceae. The coding region runs from base 1 to 1560 and encodes 519 amino acids. Gene Ontology annotation, cellular component: nucleus. The record is from RefSeq and is a predicted model, not a curated record. The transcript has 3 exons.
AUGAUGCCAAGUUGGCCAGCGGCGCAGACAGCGCCGAGCGUCACGCAGCAAACCGCCCCAGGCAACUAUGCGUAUCCAACAAAUCCUGCCUUCAUCCCCGUUCCCGUCCGCCAGGGAUUUGGUCAAUACGGAGCACCAGCAGCUCCCUACGCCGGAUACGUGCCUCCACCGCCCCCCGUGCAACCCCAAAUGUCUACUGCCUCGCCCGUGAAUGGUGCAACCCCAGCACCCGAGCAGGCCAAGUCAAAAGUUGACUGGCCCGAAUCUGUUCGGAGCUACGUCCAGCGAUCCUUCCUCCCCCAGAAUGACGACCCUUCCGUAUCUCGAGCGGACAUCGAAGCCAAGCUUAAGAGCACCAUCGGUUCCGCUAAAGAGAACGACACACUCUACACCAUCGACUGGGACAGCAUGCCCCUUCCCCAAGCCCUAGUUAGGGCCGAACGUGAAGCCGAAAUAAAGCGCAGCAUGCAUUCCUCCCCAUCCCAUAUCCGCGAGCCCCUGAAUCCUAAGAAGAGGAAAUCUGCCGAUUUUGCAAAUGAUGACAACUCUCAGCCCCCGUGGCGCUCUACUAACUCGCGAUCUUCUCUCCAAGAUCGCAUCACCUACCCUUCACCCGAAAAGCGCGCCUCCUUGGACGAGUCACCCCCGAGAUCAAGUAAGUUCCAGAAGGAAGCCAACAAGCGCAAGCGCCGGUUCGAGAACGAAUACAAGGCGUUCAGAUCGCCCAGCCCACCUCCGCCAUCAUCUGGGCCCAUCACCGGCACAUGCGAAGUACUGGAGAAGAAGUAUCUUCGUCUCACAGCGCCUCCAGUUCCGUCCAAGGUCAGACCCGAACGUGUUCUGCGCCAGACCCUGGAUCUUCUCAAGAAGAAAUGGAAGAGGGAGAGCAACUACUCGUACAUUUGUGAUCAGUUCAAGUCGAUGCGUCAAGACCUGACUGUGCAACAUCUCAAGAACGACUUUACUGUUUCCGUCUAUGAAAUCCAUGCCCGAAUUGCCUUGGAGAAGGGGGAUAUCGGUGAGUAUAAUCAAUGUCAGACCCAGCUGCGAUCACUGUAUGCUCUGGGCCUGAAGGGCAACCCCAUUGAAUUCAAGGCGUAUCGUAUCCUUUACUUUAUCCACACUGCCAACCGAACCGGCCUGAACGACACCAUGGCAGAUCUAACCGCAGCAGAGAAGGAGGAGAAGCCGAUCAAGCAUGCUUUGGAGGUGCGAUCGUCUCUGGCGCUGGGGAACUAUCACAAGUUCUUCCAGCUGUACCUGGACACGCCCAACAUGGGCGCAUACCUGAUGGAUAUGUUUGUUGUCCGGGAGCGGCUUGCUGCAUUGUGCAACAUUUGCAGAGCAUACAAGCCGGAUGUCAAGCUCCGCUUCAUCACUGAGGAACUCGGAUUCGAGUCUGAUGCUGAUGCGGCCCAGUUUAUCAUCGACCACCAGGGUCAACAUUUGCUGGAAGAUCGAACGGACUACAUCGCUUUCCUGACUGGCAAGGCCGGGCCCCUCUUUGAGGGUGCGCGAUCGGCCGCGUUCCGAAAGGUUGAUAUCAAAGGCCAGAUCUGA